AUGGACAACAAUAAUCAAGUGUUGAUUGGUUCAAAAGGCCUGAUAAAGAAAGAAGAUUUUGUAGCACUCAUGAUACAAUCACUCCAUUCAUUAGGCUAUACUGCCACAGCAAGUGAUUUGGAAUCAGUGUCUGGUAUUCGAAGUGAUUUGCAUUCUCGUGCAAUUGGGGGGCCUGGAGGGAAGUUGACUCUAUGCGGCCACAAAGAUGAAGUUUGGUAUGUAAAGUUUUCAAACAAAGGGCAGUACUUAGCUUCAGGGUCAAAGGAUUACACUGCUAUUAUAUGGGAGGUACCUGAAAAUGGGAACCUGACAUUGAGACACACAUUGAGCGGCCACCAGUCUGGUGUUUCUUUUCUAUCAUGGAGUCCUGACGAUGCAACAUUACUCACCUGUGCAAAUGCAGAAAAAAUCAUGCUAUGGAAUGUCUCCACAGGAGAACAUUUUCAUACAAUCAAUGGACUUGGCCCUGCUUUCAGCUCAUGUGCUUGGCUACCUGAUGACAAAGGGAUAUUUUUUGGAAGCUAUGGAUAUGUGAAUCAUGUUUGCAGGAUCAGAUACCCCAACAGUAGGAUACUUACCUCAUGGUCAGGAGGAUGGAAUCCCAGUAAUAGUAUUAUCAACUUUGCUGUGACACCAAAUGGGAAAGAGAUAGUUUUCAUGUUUUCAGACAAACAAGUUGCAGUGAUGAAUAUUGAAGCUGGUCACUGGCGGAGUUUCACGAUGGAUGCAGCAAUUGUUUCAACUUGUGUUUCUGAAGAUGGAAAGUAUCUGAUACUGAAUUUGAACAGCGCAGAGAUCCAGUUAUGGGAUAUUGAAAAGAUGGUCGCUACACGAUUGAAAUAUAGAGGCCACAGGCAAUCAAGAUAUGUAAUCCAUUCCUGCAUUGGAGGGCUUGAAUCCAAGUUCAUCGCCAGUGGUAGCGAGGACUCUCGGGUGUACAUAUGGAAUCAGAAAAAUGGGGAGCCCCUGGAAGUACUAUGUGGCCACUCAGCAAUUGUAAACUCUGUGAGUUGGAACCCGAAACGACCUCAGAUGUUGGCAUCAGCAAGCGAUGAUAAGACCAUUCGAAUAUGGGGUCCUGGGAAUUCACAAAAACAGGCACAAGUGAGCAAGAUCAUAACAUGA
Messenger RNA from Ilex paraguariensis (yerba mate), 1125 nucleotides. The record is from the annotation of a GenBank genome assembly. NCBI's taxonomy places the organism in Eukaryota, Viridiplantae, Streptophyta, Magnoliopsida, Aquifoliales, Aquifoliaceae.